Messenger RNA from Guillardia theta CCMP2712, 1350 nucleotides. RefSeq lists its product as hypothetical. The coding region runs from base 1 to 1350 and encodes 449 amino acids. The transcript is spliced from 8 exons. Gene Ontology annotation, cellular component: cytoplasmic dynein complex; ciliary basal body; axoneme. Gene Ontology annotation, molecular function: dynein heavy chain binding. The record is from RefSeq and is a predicted model, not a curated record. Lineage: Eukaryota; Cryptophyceae; Pyrenomonadales; Geminigeraceae. Gene Ontology annotation, biological process: intraciliary transport involved in cilium assembly; intraciliary retrograde transport.
AUGGAGGCAUCAAACCAAGAUUACGAAGAUGAGCAAGCACCCAAUGAAAGCAGGUCUGCAGAGACGAGCAAAAAAGAGACCAACGAUGCACCCAAAGUCGAGAAGAAGGUGAGUAGUAAAAGCUUGACCAAAGCACCUCCGACUGCCAAGUCCCAAGGCUCCACCCAAGAUAAUGCUGGUGGUAACGAGGAGCAGAAGGAUUUAAUGAAGAUGAUAGUACAGAUGAAUAGAAAGCAAGCCUCACAACAGUCUGAGGGCCAUGCUAUCUUGGUCGGGACAAAAUCUUCCGGGAAAUCGACUUUGAUCCAACGAUGCAAGAGCUCUGACAAAGACGACGAACUACAACCAACAAUUGCCCUUGACUACUCGUUUGCUCGAACCGUCGACAAGGGCAAGACAGGAAACAAGGAUGUGGCACAUUUCUGGGAGGUUGGAGGAGGGACAUCUCUGCCUGAUCUGUUGGAUGUGCCAUUGAAUGAGAAUAAUCUCAAGAAUGUUGCGUUCGUUAUAGUCGCAGAUCUCUCCAAACCGAGCGAGGUUAUCGCAGUGGUGCAAUUCUGGUUGAGGAAGCUUGAGAGGAGGAUACAGACUUUAGAGCAGAUAUGCAAGAAGGACCCGAAACAAGCGAAACUCAUCGAGAUGCUCAAGGACAGGUCGAUCAGGCGAUUCGGCGAUGGGGGGGAGAAGCACAAGGACAUGCAGGGACCCUUGAGCAACUUGUUCAAGAUUCAUCCCGUCAACAUUGUGAUCGUAGCGAGCAAAUAUGAUGAGUUUGCACACAAAGAUCCGGAGCUGAAGAAGGUCAUGAGCCGGACUCUUCGUUUCCUGGCUCAUACAAACGGGUCAUCGUUGCUGUACACGUCGCAGAAUGAAAAACAGCUCAUCUCGAAUUUCCGCCAGAUCCUGAGUCAAUAUCUCCUCAAGGGCCAGCAAGUGAGGAAGGAGCAGAGGGUUGUAGAUCAUCUCAAGCCUCUCCUGGUUCCAGCGGGUAGCGACUUGUUGGAGGAUAUCGGAGCACCUCCGGUGGACGUGUCGUCUCUAGAUCGCUCCAAGCUGUCGGACCCGCUCCAUCUUUGGCUGCACUACUUCGAGAGUUGUUUUGGGGAGAUCCCAUCGCUGCAUGCUGACGAAGGUCCCGCUUUCAUCUUGGAUCCUAAGGGGCAGUACAAGGAGGCUUCGAUCGACAAGGCGCUUGCUUACAAGGAGGAAGAUCUCAAGAUGUAUAAGGAGAUGCAGGAGAGGGAGAAAGAGGAGCAGGCCAAGGAAGCCAAGCCUCCACCGACUCGUAAGGUGUCCAAAGCACCUUCAAUAAGGUCGAAACCAAAGUCAAACGCGCCCAGUCAAGAAUAA